Monopterus albus (swamp eel) is the source of this 4728-nucleotide messenger RNA. RefSeq names its product shisa family member 9a (gene shisa9a). The record is from RefSeq and is a predicted model, not a curated record. Gene Ontology annotation, cellular component: AMPA glutamate receptor complex; postsynaptic membrane; postsynaptic density. Bases 413 to 2044 code for a protein of 543 amino acids. Gene Ontology annotation, biological process: regulation of AMPA receptor activity; regulation of short-term neuronal synaptic plasticity. The transcript is spliced from 4 exons. NCBI's taxonomy places the organism in Eukaryota, Metazoa, Chordata, Actinopteri, Synbranchiformes, Synbranchidae.
UCUCCCACCCUCGGCUCUUCUAUUCGUUCACUGCGCUCUCAUCCUCGGUGCGGCUUGCAGCCUACUAUCUCUGCCUACUCCUGUGCGUAAGAGCGCACCGAUGGCUAUGUAAAGUGAUGCAGUCCUAAAAACGCGAAACCUGAGCCUGCAAAUGCCUUUCUGGGAAGACGUAUGCGCAGCAGACAGCGCACAUUAGAGAGCAGUUAGUUAGACUGAGUCAAGUUCAUCCAACGGAGAGUUUUUUUUUUUAUUCUGUGCAUUUUUUGGAUGAUGAUAUGUUUGUAAAGACGCUCAACGGCGCGUUGCUAUUUGGAUGUAUGUUUUUGGACUUGUCUGCAUAUCAUGACCUUGCGCCCUUUUUCCUCUCUCCAAAUCUUUUCGUUUCCGCCUGAAGUUGAACGGAGAAACCACAAUGAGAGGGAAAUACUUUCUGCUCUGCUUCUUGUUGCUCAAACUUAUGGCUCUAGUGUGCAAGGCUGAUGGGGAGCCAGGACUGCUCGGAGGAUUCGUAGUGAUCGCCACCUCUAACGGUUCCAGAGAUACGGAAAGCGUGUCCGAGGAGACACCGCACACGGAGGAUAAAUGUCGGGGUUACUACGACGUAAUGGGCCAGUGGGACCCGCCGUUCAUCUGUAAAACGGGCAAUUAUUUGUACUGCUGCGGCACCUGUGGCUUCCGCUUCUGCUGCUCCUACAAGGAGUCGCGUCUGGACCAGAGCACCUGUAAAAAUUAUGACACUCCGGUGUGGAUGAAGACCGGACAGACUCCCUACAACAAAAUGAACAAGCUGCACGACAGCACCAAAUACAAAACGAACGUAAUUGUUUACAUCAUAUGUGGAGUAGUGGCCAUUAUGGCUCUUGUGGGGAUUUUCACCAAGCUGGGGCUGGAAAAGGCGCACAGACCCCAGAGAGAGAACAUGUCCAGGGCCGUUGCCAGUGUGCUGCAGGGUGGGUGUCCAGGUGAGCAGUAUCGUGGAGAGGAGGCCCUUGGGAUGCAUUCGCAGCACUAUGUUUCCAGGCCCACAAACCUUCAGGGCAGUCAGAUCAACAACAAUGUGGCACCAGGCUCAAACAUGGCCCAGCAGCACCCUUACCCUACCCUCAGCCAGCUGUCUCAUGUCUAUGAACAGCAGCAACAACAGCAACAGCAGCAACAGCAGUACCAAGAUAAGGAUCUCAACAAGUACGCUUCCCUGAAGGCUGUGGCUGCCAAGUACAACGGUGAACUCUACAACAAGCGUCGGCUGAUGGUGGAGCUGCCAAUGAAAGGCGGCCUUCCUCUCCAGCCAAUGGUCAACUCCAGACCCUCUAUGGGCAACAUGUCAAUGAUGACCCCUUCAAUGACGACCAAUCCAAUGGUUUCAAACCCCAUGACCUCCAAUCACAUGAACCCCACCAUCACCCAGAUCACUUCAAUGACCCCAAUGACGUCUAUGACACCCAUGACCUCCAUGACACAUAUGACCUCUUUGGGUCCACUGACUCCAGAGCCAGUGGCCACCUACGUCACAGAGAUGCCUAGCAUCUCCUCUGUCUCAACUCUGCCAACAGAACGGCACAUAGCCAGUGGAGUAGGAGUAGGGGGACUCAGGCCAAACGGCCAGAAACCCAAAGUCAGUCAUGGCCAUGUUACCUACAGCUCACACAGCUCUCACACUCAUGCUCACAGCCACAGUAGCAAGCUGCCAGGACUUGGGGCUACCUCCCUGGCACACAAGGCGGGGACCAUGCCAGGUGGCACAUCCCUGGGCAUAUCCAGGGCCGCCCAGACUGUCAUUGGCACCAGCUCAGCUACAAUGGGCCGCCCAUUGGCUUACAGUUCUAACACAAUUGCGUCUGGGCAUUCAAUGGGGAAGGGGCUGAAGGGCUGGGACGGGACUGAGACGCUGGGCCAGAGGAAGACCUAUGGGCACAAGAGGCCUCAGUGUACCAUACUGGAACCGAACCAGCUCUAUGGCACUAGAGGCCAAAGCCACAGCCAACACUUCCUCCCAACACAGCCCUACUUCGUGACCAACAGCAAGACAGAGGUGACUGUUUGAGAGAGGAAGAAUGAGAGAUAAAGAGGAGUAAAGGAUGCAUGUAGAGUGGUGGGACAGGUAAUCUCUGAGUGGAGGCAUCAACUCCUGGGGUGCUUGAAGGUGCAACUCUGUGUGUGUUUGUGUGAAGAAGCUGAGGUUUGUUGGUAUACUGGUGAACGUGGUGGGAUAGCAACCCUGUGUCCAGGUGGUCCUCGUUUCACAAAUGGAGUUUGCUAAUUUAAUCACUGCAUAAACCUUUGUCAGGAGGAUGCUGUUGGUGGUGUCUGUAACCAUGACAACAAAGAACUUAGAGCAUUGUCUCACAGCUAAUAUCUACUCUGUAAUGAUAACUGUAAAUGUGCAUUACAGUGCAACUACACACAGAUGAAAAAGUGGGAGGCUGAUAAUAACAUGGACUGGCUUUGUUGUAAGAAUCAAACCUCAGAAGCAAUAUAAGGGAUCAAGGUUAAAACGCAGAAGCAUCAUGGGAAAGGAGAAAUACUGCAAGUCUACCCACAAACCUCGCAACAAGGGUUCUGCUCAUCUGCCCAACAAUGUGUCGAAUGGUUUGUAAGAAACACCAUUCCCUUAUGAUCCCGCGAAAAAUCUCCGGAGGGAUUUAAAUGAGACACAUGUGAUGAGGGUGCUGGGCUUUGGACUGCAGACAUGCAGGGAUUUGUACUGUGGCUAUUCAGAAGUGCAUUCAUAUGCCCUGCAGCUGAAGGCUGCCUUUUUUCACAAGGCUCUACCACAGCGACUUGAGGCUCUUGCACUAGCAUUGUUCUGCUGUGAUCUUGUCUAUGCGGUGGCAGCUGGCCCAGAGGAGGGAUAGGGAGGUAGCAUCUGGAUGCUGCUGCAGCUGGCAGUCAUUCCUUGGAGCAUCAUUCUACUCACAUGUGCACACAAAUGCAGGCACUUUUUCCACACACACAGAAAUAUACAAUAUGUUAUGGAAAAACACACACCAGGGUUUGAUCAGGACAGGCCAAUAAAGAAUGAUACCAGUAAGUUUAGAACUAAAUUACUGACUGCUGAUAUUAAUUUGUGCAUAUGUCUUCUUUAAAUAUGACUGCUUGCAUUUCAAAAAUUGUGUUCAGUGUUUCCCCAAAAUGAUAUUUUUGUCAGUGAAUUUAGACUAUUGCAGUACUAAAAUUGUCUUAUAGCAACCAUAAAUAUUAAACAUUUAGAAAUGGUAGCUAAGUCAGAAUGAGAAACCUUAGUCAUUCCGUGACAGGAUACACGACUGCCUUUAAAUGAGAAAACUAGUUAGUAAUGUAUUUUAUGUAAAGAUUUAUACCACUUAUGUCUUAUGUCAAUAUGAAGCUACAGCCAGGAGUCCGUUAGCUUAGCACAAAGACUGGGAAACAGCUAUCAUGGUUCUGUCCAAUAGGACAACAAAUUCUGGUAAACAGGUAUUUCAAAAUAAAAGUGCAAAAAGGACACUACAAGGUUAACAAAUAUGCAGCAAUACUGAUGUAGCUAUGGGCAGGAAUGGCCACAGUGGAAAAAAAUGACGUGUUCAAUUAAAGCGUAUAUUUUAUGUAUGUAUCAGUUUAAGGGGAACGGUGACAGGAGACAAAAUGUAGGUAAACUGAGCAACUAUAUGCCGAAAAUAUUUCAUUUAAGUGAUCAAAAUAAAGAAAGUACAGUGAAAAGUGGCAAUAGGAACUAAUUUUUGUGUUAACUGAAGACACUGCCACAGGAAUCUAGGUCUGAUUAGCUUACCCACUGUACUCGAGCUGUAGCUUAAAAAAAAUUCAUCACAACCAGCAGAAAAAAAGAUUAUCUGGGCUACAUGACUAAAACAUAAAAAUAAACUGACAAAUCUGACAAAUAGGCCAAUUCAUCUAAGGGCAUCUCCGAGUGUAUUUGCUUAUUUUGUAAAGAUAUAAUACUUUUCGGCAGCUGCAGCCACUGUUACUCUAUCACUGGGACCUUGUUAUCUCAAGUGCUGCUUCCACCUCUAAGACCCUCUUUACAAUUAAGAUGCAUUUUAAGUGAUCAAACUGCAAUCAGAAAGUGCUUAGCCAUGUUAAAAUAAAAAUGAGAAUGUACCCAAGACACAGUAAGAGCAGAUUAUGACUUAAUUGUUGAAGCCAUCUCUGGAGGUGGUUAGAGAGGCAUUUGAUGUAAGUGUACUAUAAAUGCAGUUAUGUCUUAGAAACGAAGCAAAGCACAAGCAGGACAUUUUUGGAUAGACAACAAUAAGAAGGGUGUUUACUGGCAAUUUUAAGGCAUGAAAACAUAAGAAAAAAGGUGCACGGUGAGAGAGCAAGACACUGGAUUUCAGUGUGACAGUUUAUCACCAGCUCCAGCAGAGCUACAGUCAGUAUCCAGACUGCAUGUACAGUAGAUCAGUGGUGCAAAGGGGGGGGGACCAUACUGCUAGCAUCAAAAGCCAGGUGAAACAACCACAUCAGCUGAGUGUAAGAUCAGAGGGGGAUUUUUGCGUCAAGCUGUGGGAACCUCCGCUGCCUUGAGGGUCACAUGAAGCGAAAACUGAGACCAAACUGAAACUGGGGUGCAGGAUUCAAGAUGUCAUCAAAACAUUACACCUAACACACGCACACACACAGAAUACAAUACACUACAGGGUGGACUCUGCUUACCCUCAGCUCCCACAGUGCCGAUUGUCAGGCAUCAAACAGAGAGGCAAAGAGUCAGUACUGUUACUGCACCUGUUGUACAUGAAAGACUGUGAAACU